This is a messenger RNA of Chaetura pelagica (chimney swift), 3888 nucleotides long. RefSeq names its product structural maintenance of chromosomes 4 (gene SMC4). Gene Ontology annotation, molecular function: protein binding; ATP binding; ATP hydrolysis activity. Lineage: Eukaryota; Metazoa; Chordata; Aves; Apodiformes; Apodidae. The transcript is spliced from 23 exons. Bases 1 to 3888 code for a protein of 1295 amino acids. Gene Ontology annotation, cellular component: chromosome. Gene Ontology annotation, biological process: mitotic chromosome condensation. The record is from RefSeq and is a predicted model, not a curated record.
AUGCCGAAGAAGAGCACCAAAAACUCUACAGCAGCCCAAGGGAAGGGCACAGGACCUUCGGAGGAGUCCAGUGACAUGGAAGUGGAAAAUGAAGGUGACAAACAGCUUACUGAGGCACCUCCACAAGCAGUCUCGGAUGAGGUGCUUGAUAAUCGAAGUUUAGAAGAGAUUUUGGGUAGCAUCCCUCCUCCCCCACCUCCAGCCAUGACCAAUGAACCUGGUGCUCCUCGUCUCAUGAUAACUCAUAUUGUAAACCAGAACUUCAAAUCCUAUGCAGGGGAGCAAACUUUGGGACCUUUUCAUAAGCGUUUUUCAUGUAUUAUUGGGCCAAAUGGCAGUGGGAAAUCCAAUGUCAUUGAUUCGAUGCUUUUUGUGUUUGGGUAUCGAGCACAAAAAAUCAGAUCCAAAAAACUCUCUGUGCUGAUCCAUAAUUCUGACGAACACAAGGACAUCCAGAGUUGUUCUGUGGAAGUCCACUUCCAAAAGAUCAUUGACAAGGAAGGAGAUGAUUACGAAGUCAUUCCUAACAGCAAUUUUUGUGUGUCCAGAACUGCUUAUAGAGAUAAUUCUUCUGUCUACCACAUCAAUGGAAAGAAAACAACAUUCAAAGAUGUUGGUAUUCUUCUUCGAAGCCAUGGAAUUGAUCUGGACCAUAACAGGUUCUUAAUUUUACAGGGGGAAGUUGAGCAGAUCGCCAUGAUGAAACCCAAAGGCCAGACGGAACACGAUGAAGGAAUGCUGGAAUACUUGGAAGACUUGAUAGGAUCUGCACGCCUAAAAGAGCCUAUCAAAGCUCUGUGUCGCAGAGUAGAGGUUUUAAAUGAUCAAAGAGGAGAAAAGUUAAAUAGAGUUAAAAUGGUGGAAAAAGAAAAGGAUGCCUUGGAAGGAGACAAGAAUAAAGCCAUGGAAUUUCUGUGUUUGGAAAACAAAAUGUUUAAAGAGAAGAAUCGGAUCUGUCAAUACUACAUCUAUGACCUAAAGAAACGAGUAAGUGAUUUGGAAACACAGAAAGAAAAAGUUAAUGAAGAAACAAAAGAGGUUAAUGAGAAGAGUAGCAAACUUGCAGAUGAGAUGAAAACCAAGAACAAAGCUUUGAAAGAACUUGAAAAGAAACUCAACAAAAUUACAGUGUUCAUAGAGGAAAAUAAAGAAAAAUUUAGGCAGUUGGAUUUGCAGGAUGUGAAAGUAAGGGAAAAGCUAAAGCAUGCCAAAAGCAAGGCUAAAAAACUGGAGAAGCAACUUCAAAAGGACAAAGAAAAGGUAGAAGAACUGAAAAAUGUACCUUCCAAUAGUGAAAAAGCUAUCAGCGAAGCAACGUCUAAGAAAGAGCUUCUUGAGAAGGCAAAAGAGAAAGAAGAAGACAAACUCAAGCAGGUCAUGGAUAGCCUGAAGGAAGAAACACAAGGACUUCAAGAAGAGAAAGAGAGCAACGAGAAGGAGCUCAUGGAGUUGAGUAAAGCGGUGAACGAGGCACGUUCCAAGAUGGAUGUGGCGCAGUCCGAGCUCGAUCUCUACCUCAGCUGCUACAAUACUGCCCUGGCCCAGUUACAGCAGGCAAAGGAGGCUCUCACCACGACUUCAGAAACUCUGAAGGAAAGGAAAGCUGCCAUCAAAGAUAUAGAAAGAAAACUACCCCAAGCUGAACAGGACUUGAAGGAGAAGGAGAAUAAGCUUGAGAAGCUGGGAAGAGAAGAAUUGGGUGCUAAGGAUCUUGUUCGAAAUCUACGUCAGAAAGUAGAAGAAGCCAAAAGUUCUUUAGCACAAAGUCGCAGUCGAGGAAAAGUGCUUGAGGCUCUGCUUCAGCAGAAGAAAUCUGGCAAUAUUCAUGGACUCUAUGGAAGACUGGGAGACUUGGGAGCCAUCGAUGAGAAGUACGAUGUUGCCAUUUCCUCCUGCUGCGGGGCCUUGGACAACAUUGUUGUUGAUACAAUUGACACUGCCCAGCGCUGCGUCAACUUCCUGAAGGCCUCAGGAGUUGGAGUUGCCACCUUCAUAGCCCUGGACAAAAUGACUGUAUGGGAAAAAAAAAUGCAAAAGAUCCCAACUCCUGAAAAUACCCCUCGGUUGUUUGACCUGGUGAAAGUGGAGGACGAGAAGGUUCGUCUGGCGUUUUACUUCGCCCUGCGGGACACCCUGGUUGCCAGCAACUUGGAAGAAGCUACCAGAGUAGCUUUCCAAAAAGAGAAAAGGUGGAGGGUGGUGACACUGCGAGGACAAAUCAUUGAACAGUCAGGAACAAUGACUGGUGGAGGAGGUAAAGUCAUGAAGGGCAGGAUGGGUUCCUCAGUCAUCAUGGAUAUUUCAGAAGAAGAGGUCAAUAAAAUGGAAUCUCAGCUGCAGAAGGAUUCCAAACGGGCAACACAAUAUGGAGAAGAGAAACUACAACUUGAAGAAGCCGUAGGAAAACUGCGCCAAGAUAUCAGGGAAAUGAGAAAUACUCUAGAAAAGUACACAGCCAGUAUGCAGAGUUUAUCUGAACAAGAAGUUAAUCUAAGAAACCAAGUUAAGGAACUUGAAGCAAAUGUAAUUGCUGCUGCUCCAGACAAGAACAAACAGAAGGAAUUGGAAAAAAUCCUUAAUAGUUAUAAAAAAGAGUACGAUGACAUCGCGCAGAAAGCUGGCAAGGUGGAGAAGGAAGUUAAACGGUUACACAACCUCAUCCUUGAGAUCAAUAAUCAUAAACUUAAAGCACAGCAAGACAAACUUGACAAGAUCAACAAAGAAAUAGAUGAGUGUGCUUCAGCUAUUACUAAAGCCCAAGUGGCAGUCAAGACUGCAGACAGAAACCUGAAAAAGUCUGAAGAGUCUGUUCUUCGCACAGAGAAGGAAAUUAAAGAUAAUGAGAAAGAAAUGAAAGACUUAACAGAAGAACUGACUACGCUAGAAGACAAAGCUACCAAGGUUAUAAAUGACUGCAAACAAGCUGAAGAAGCGUUGCCAGAAGUUCAGGAGGAGCAUCGUGGGUUACUCAAGGAGAUUCAAAUCGUUCAGGAUGAUGAACAUGCACUUCAAAAGGAAGCUCUUAAUAUUAAGCUGAAAAUAGAACAAAUUGAUAGCCAUAUUUCUGCACACCAGUCAAAGAUCAAAUACUGGCAAAAAGAGAUAUCCAAAUUGUCACUGCACGCCAUAGAUGACAAACCUCCUGAAGAAAUGCCAGUGCUGAGUCAGGAGGAGCUUGAGGCUGUCCAGGAUCCCAACGUGAUCACUAAUCAGAUCGCUCUCCUGGAAGCCCAGUGUCACGACAUGAAACCCAACCUGGGAGCUAUCGCGGAAUACAAGAAGAAGGAAGAGCUGUACUUGAAACGUGUGGGUGAACUGGAUGAAAUUACCAACAUGAGAGACAACUUCAGACAAGCUUUUGAAGAUCUUAGGAAACAAAGGCUAAAUGAAUUUAUGGCAGGAUUUAAUGUCAUAACAAAUAAACUGAAGGAAAACUACCAGAUGCUGACUUUGGGAGGGGAUGCUGAAUUAGAACUUGUGGACAGCCUGGAUCCCUUCUCUGAGGGAAUCGUAUUUAGUGUUCGGCCUCCAAAGAAAAGUUGGAAGAAGAUAUUCAACUUAUCAGGAGGAGAGAAGACACUUAGUUCACUGGCACUAGUUUUUGCUCUUCAUCAUUACAAGCCCACGCCACUUUAUUUUAUGGAUGAGAUUGAUGCAGCACUUGACUUCAAAAAUGUGUCUAUUGUAGCCUUUUACAUUUAUGAGCAAACAAAAAAUGCACAAUUCAUCAUCAUCUCAUUGCGAAACAACAUGUUUGAGAUUGCAGACAGAUUAAUUGGGAUUUACAAGACUCACAACGUCACAAAGAGUGUGGCAACAAACCCCAAAGUUAUUGCCUCCAAAGCACUGCUUGAACUCAGCACUGUUGGGGGUGAAGCUCAAAAAUAA